ACUUUUAGGAUAUUAUAAAGAAAGGAAAACAAAGACAAAAACCAUAUAUGGAAAAACAGCGGAAUCAAAUCAGUUAAACGCCCCCAAUAUCAGGACACAAACCACCUCCAAACAGCUUCCCUAUGUCUUCAAGACACCUGUAUAUUUACACCCACUACUAUAAAAUAUUUCUAUAUAUAUAUUUAUUGUUAUGGGACAAAAUAUCCAUAUACAUCAAACUCCUCUGUUUAGUCAAUCACACGCAAUCUUAUUAUACUCCAAUAACAAGCGUAGAUAAAACUAAAAGAAUUUAAUAGAAAUCAAUGGAACGCAAGAUUCUAGUGGCAGUUGAUGAAGGGGAAGAAAGUGCGUAUGCUCUGUCUUGGUGUCUCAAAAACAUCAUCGCUGAGAAUUCAAAAGACACCCUUGUCCUCCUUUAUGUCAAGCCACCACAAGUUGUCUACACAGCUCUUGAUGGCUCAGGGUAUUUGUUUUCGCCGGAUAUAAUUGCGACCAUGGACAAGUAUAGGAACGACGUAGCAGAAAGUGUGAUAGAGAAGGCGAAGAAACUAUGCAAAGAUCUUCAAGAUGUGAAGGUGGAGACGAGGGUGGAACAUGGUGAUCCAAGGGAUUUGAUUUGUAAUGUUGCCGAGAAAAUGGGUGUUGAUAUGGUUGUUUUGGGUAGCCAUGGCUAUGGUGUGAUCAAGAGGGCAUUUCUUGGAAGUGUGAGCAAUCACUGUGCCCAAAACAUCAAGUGUCCUGUUCUGAUAGUCAAGAUGCCCAAGGCUUGUGCUACAUCUUCCACUUCUUGAAACUGAAGUUAAAACUUUCUUGAGACCAGGAGGAUCCCAUUAACAUCAAUACUGAAGCAAAUCUCUAUCUCUGCUACCCCGUCAGUAGAACUAAGAGUAAUCC
Molecule: messenger RNA, 894 nt
Organism: Erigeron canadensis
Lineage: Eukaryota; Viridiplantae; Streptophyta; Magnoliopsida; Asterales; Asteraceae
Product: universal stress protein YxiE
Exons: 5
Coding region: 303-791 (162 amino acids)
Source: RefSeq, a predicted model, not a curated record